CCUUUGACCAAACAUCACUACAUUGGAGGGAACACAUAUAUAUCGUUUCUUUAGUUUUUUUUUUUUGGAAAAUUUUCUGUUCCAAUGGAAGCUCGUUACGAUGUGGUAAUUUAUGGAGCAACUGGAGUGACUGGCGGAAAAAUAUUUGAAACAUUAAUUUCUUGCGGAAAAUUCGACAAUUAUUCUAUUGCAAUCGCUGGGAGGAGUGAGAAAAAGUUGGAAGAAGUUUUAGAAAAACUUGAGAAAUCUACUGGAACUUCAUUAAAAACCCGAAUCGGUCUCCUCGUCUGUGAUUCAACAAAUGAAGAAUCAAUGGGAAAAAUGGCUCGGCGAGCAAAAUUAAUAGUAAAUGCAGUUGGGCCGUUUCGUCUGCACGGAGAAGCGGUUGUAAAAGCUGCUGUGGAAAACGGAGCCAAUCAAAUCGACGUAGCCGGUGAGCCGGAAUGGAUAGAGCGGAUGGAAGCAAAAUAUGGGCAAAUGGCAAAAAAUAACAAUGUCUAUAUAGUUUCUGCGUGUGGCUGGGAUUCGAUUCCAGCAGAUUUUGGCGUCAAACUUCUCAAGCGAUAUUUUGAUGGCCAUCUUCAAAGAAUCGAUGCGUUUCUACAAUUGCAUUUUGGACCAUCGGGCUACUCGUUCAGUGCGACAUCGUUACAAGCUCUUCUCCUCGGCUUCAAUGGUGCACCUGAUCUUGGCUCCCUCCGCCAUUCAAUUAUGCCCAAAAAAAUUGACCACCUGUUGGCCCCCAAUAAAAAACGUCAUUUUUUAUGGAAAAUCGAGGAGAAGGGAAGCGAGGGAUGGGCGAUGCCAUUUCUCGGCGCAGACAAGUCAAUUGUGACGAGGAGUCAAUAUUUUGAUUAUGUGAUGAAUAACGUGAAGCCUGUAAGAUUCACACCGUUUACCAGAUUUGAAAGUCGAUGGAAUGCACUGUUAUUGGCAGCUCUUAUGGGUCUGCUGAAAACUUUUUCAAAGUACGGAACUAUGCAAAGGUUUAUUAUGAGAUAUCCGGAGCUUUGUAGUGGAAAAUUGUUCAGUAAAUCAGGGCCCAGUGAAGAGCAGAUGAAAGAAGCAACAUUCACCUAUCAAUUCUACGGUUAUGGUUACGGUAGAGGAGAUCCACGUGACCGGGAACCCAAGAAGAAGCUUCUCGUAACAUGCACAGGUCCAGAUGUUGGCUAUAUUGCGACAAGUGGAUGUGUUUUGUCCUCGGUAUUGGUAUUUCUGAAAGAGAAGGAAAAGUUGCCCAAAAGCGGCGGAGUCUACACAACAGCGUAUGCAUUCGAGAACACUAGACUUAUCGAUUUUUUGCUUGAUUUCGGAAUCAAGUUCGACAUUGAGAUGCCUUCAAAGUUGUAAACACGUUGUUUUGGGCGAUUUCAAGGUUAUUUCAUCGGGUCAUUCGGCAUUUUCGAAUGGUGUUUGUUUCUUCUUUAUAUUUCAUUCGAAAUGUGUUUCUAUUCUUGUAAAAUUGUUCUAUAAAUCGAGUUUUUAUUUGAA
Molecule: messenger RNA, 1494 nt
Organism: Caenorhabditis elegans
Lineage: Eukaryota; Metazoa; Nematoda; Chromadorea; Rhabditida; Rhabditidae
Gene: F22F7.2
Product: Saccharopine dehydrogenase NADP binding domain-containing protein
Exons: 6
Coding region: 85-1353 (422 amino acids)
Cellular component (GO): lipid droplet
Source: RefSeq, marked reviewed